Solea solea (common sole) is the source of this 5202-nucleotide messenger RNA. It is a transcript of the gene nkd1, whose product is annotated as NKD inhibitor of WNT signaling pathway 1. The coding region runs from base 165 to 1508 and encodes 447 amino acids. Lineage: Eukaryota; Metazoa; Chordata; Actinopteri; Pleuronectiformes; Soleidae. Gene Ontology annotation, molecular function: calcium ion binding. Gene Ontology annotation, cellular component: cytoplasm. The record is from RefSeq and is a predicted model, not a curated record. The transcript has 10 exons. Gene Ontology annotation, biological process: negative regulation of Wnt signaling pathway.
UUGCUUUGGCUCCAGUCUCUCACUGAGCGCAGUCUCCUCUCACGUCACCGACGCUCCUCUGUCUGGAUACAACAGCUUGUUUCUUUUUCUUUUUUUUUCAUUUUUAAUUUCUUCUUUGGAUUAUAGUCAUCUGAUGGUUUUUAACUACAACUCGAUGCACAGAAAUGGGUAAACUGCACUCCAAACAUGCCGCUAUUUGUAAACCGAGGGAGAGCCCAGAAGGCGACAGUUUUGUAGUGAACGCCUGUUUGGCGCGGAAGGGCAUCGACGACUGGCUCGUGAAACAGAAAUACUACUGCGCGAGCUCUCGCCUGGAGCAGCAGCGGGACUGUCACCACAAGAGGAACUGUGGCUUGGCGACACGGGACUCCAUGGAUGAAGCAUGUGCAGAGGGAAUUGGUGAUGAACACUACGGCUUAGAAGUGGCUUUACCCCCAGAGAAGAUAGACAGCUGCUGUGUGGAGGGGAAGAUGCACGAGAGGGUCAGCCAUUCUCCCACAAGGCCACAGAAACAACUCCAGUUUGAAGAGUUGGAGUGUGCUGUGUCCAUGGAGGAGGAUAACAGACAGGAGUGGACUUUCACCCUCUACGACUUUGACAACAACGGCAAAGUAACCAGAGAGGAUAUCACCAGCCUGCUCCACACCAUCUACGAGGUCGUGGACGCCUCCGUCAACCAUUCUCCUGGCAGCAGCAAGACGCUGCGAGUCAAGCUCUCCGUGGCACCUGAUUCUAGCCAGCGGUGGAGGAGUUGUACACAGGGUGCGGCAGACUUGUCCCACCACAGAGAGAAAAAUGAUAAGUCUAUAGAAGACCCCAAGACUACAGACAAGAAGACUCGAGCUCUCCUAAGGCGCCACCACAGUGACCACCACACCCAGCCAGGCUGCCAGCGCCACUGUGUGGAUGAGAACCUGGAACGCAGGAACCACUACUUGGACCUGGCAGGCAUCGAAAACUACACAUCCCGCUUUGGAGCUGCUCCUAUUCCAGAGCUGGCAAAGGCAGAGCCACAGACCCGGUCAUCCAACCAGACUCGCUCUCGCUCCCAUGAACCGGAAAACGGCCACACCCAUUCCCACCACCGCCGCCUGCAGACUAUUGUGGACACUGUUGCUUUGGAAAGCCUCCAUCCUCCACGGCAACGAGGCCAGGACUCAGGGAAACACGGCCUCCGUUCUCCUAAGGCCUACAUCCGCACACCUCCUGCUCAGAUCAGUGGGAAAGUGAUGAGAAGUCGAGGCGUUCCUCCUCCCCCUGCCCUGCCCAGCCAGACCCCUCCUCACCAGUCCUCAGCCCCCUACCGCAAGCACAAGCAGCGGUCCAAGGAGAGCCACCGUGUUUUAGGCCCUCUGGCAGCUUCAGGACCGGUGAUGGAGAAGGAGCAGGUGAGGGACCUGCCGAGUGUGCUACUUUAUGAGGGUGCGCUGGCACAAGUCGUGCAGCGGCACGAGCAUCACCACCACCAUGAACACCAUCACCACUACCACCACUUUUAUCAGUCCUGAAUGUCCACCCUGUCUGGACACUCCUCAGCACUCCUGCAGUCCCCACAAAACCCAGCCAGACCUGAAGACACUGGUGGCAGUGGGCUUCCUCCUCAGGAAGCCCUUGAGUGGCUUUGUUGGUGACACAAGACACGGGGAGGAGGGUGAUGGGAGGGGCAGUCCAGUGCUGAUGUGUUAUAGAAAGGUUGGUCCAACAUACAUAAGCUAGGGUAAGCAGCAGGACUGAGGUUCACAGCUGGGACCUUGGAGGAGGAGGAGGGAUGGAAGGACAGAAUCAACAAACCAGCUCAGAAGCUCCUCUCCCCACGACCUUGUAUCCCACUACCAGAUGAACUCUACGGCUUCAAACCAGCACCACAACCGUUCCAGACCACUAAGCUCAAAGGUUUUCAAGGAAACGGAGGGAUGAGCAGGAGGAAGACUGGUGUAAAUAUGAAAAUAUAUGAAGGAAAAUAGGUAAUACAAGAGCAGGGCAUAGAGCUUGUGUGUGUGUGUGUGUGUGAGUGUGUGAAACGUUGUUUGGAUAUGUGUGGGUGUAGCAAGAGUGAGUGCAUGUGUGUGUGUGUAUGUGUGAGUGAGUGUCACGACACUGGUGUCUGUUGAAAACCACUUAAAGUGCACUCACGGGUGCGUGAUUAUUUAAAGUUGGCUGUCAGGCAGGUUUUUCGAAGAUGACGAAGAUUCUGAACUAAGCACACAAUAUCCCCGUAAGCAAGUUCAAUGGGAAGGAAAAUGCUGAAGUGUUAUAAAGUAGAAAAGAACAUAGAUCCCAAAUCUGCUGCUACCUCUAAUUUUAUUCUAAUUGUUGUUAUAAUGGUGACUUGGACUCGGCAUUCAGAGGUAAUUUUCUUUUCAAAAAAUGUUUUGGAAGAAGAGGAAUUGUGUCACAAUCUUACUCCUUACUUUACUAACUUUUACUGUACAUAAGGUAUGUAUUGUUAUCAAUUUUACAAGAUUUAUUGAUAAUGUGAUAUCUUUGUAUUCACAAUCUGAGGCUCUUGUUUGCUUCCCUACACAACUGCAUAUGGUAAGACCACUAGGAGGAGCCCCGUUUUGACUAGAAGAUGUUAUGACUUUAUCGCUUAAGUCUCUUAGCUCCUCUCUCUUCAUUUCAACAUUCUAACCAUUGAUGAGAUACGUGACUGUGACCAAGUAAUUACGGCUGAAUGACUAAAACCCCAACUCUCAACACAGUGCUGUGCGGUAGCUUAUGUAGAACAAAAAGGAUUUUCUUUCAUUUACGUGGCGAUACCUUUGAAUACAUAUCAAAACACGUUACUUGAGUGUUCAUGUAGACUGUUAAUAGUGUGUAAAGAUAAGUUAGCCACACCAUCAGCCUUUUUACCCAUUUAAAAACAUUAACCACAAUGCUUUUCAAUUCCUGGACCUGGACAGUGUUUUUACCCAAAGGUUUAAAUUGCAAGGCUCAGUCCCAUGAUGCACUUAAAAACAGAAUAAUAGAGAGCAUUUGAGUCAGAUAAAAGCUGACGCCUUGUUACACUCAGUCAGUCAGAUAAAAGCUGCUUUCAGACGUGCACAUAACUCUGGAGAUUGUCCAGGCACGAUGUGUAAACACAAAUGUCUGCAGAAGUUGCUCCAGAGAUUCUCCUGCGAGUUCCGGAGUAUCUAGGCAUGCAGAAGGCACCUUGUCCCACUGCAUUUGUCAUUUGAAAAUAGCACAUUUAGGAGUAAAUGUCUCUGAACCAAAUCUCUGCACAUAGAGGGAGUUCAUGUCUGAAAAUAGCCAGAGUCUGACGUAUUUAUUUAUCAGUAUGGAAUUUGGCCAUUUUAUUUAUUAAGAGUUCUUUUGUUUAUUUUUUUUUGUAAAGAAAUGCUUUUGCUGACUAUGCUUUUAAAUUCACACCCGGGUGUUGUCAUGUGCCUGUUUUCGUUCUGGUUUUCUGACAUCAGGGCCAGACAUUUUCUCCAGUGGCUCUCUUGUGCAGCCCCUGGCCCAGGGUCACAUGGGUCCUCCCUGUGUUUCUGUGGCAUCCUCCUUUCCUGCAGCUGUCAGCAGGUCUUUCUUUGUGGGCUCUUUCAGCUGUCUCAUUCCUCUGGUGCUGGAUAACACUCAGCCCGGCCCGCAGUCUCCACUAGACCCAUAAUUCAUCACUGCUGCUUUCCUGCCAACAGGGACUGUCGGCUCAUCCUGUCCCACAAUGCUCCAUGGGUGCUACUAUAAACAUACAGAUGUUGAUUCUACUGCAGCACUUUUGGAGCAGUGAGAGUUUAAAGUGCCUUGCUCCAAGGUAGAUAUUAAGUAGCAGACCUCAUACCCGAAUUGUUCAGUAUUUAUGACAGUAAUCAUUUUGUCCCAAGCACAGCAAUGUCCCCUCACAGCUGCAAUGCUUCCCUUUAGCACGAGGCACCAGUCAGGCGGGCCAUCUCACGGGACCCAGUGGUUUUAACGAUGUCAUUCCCCAAGGGGAUCACAGCUGUGAUCCAUACUUCAGCUUCCUCGCCCCCACGCUGCUUUUCUUAGGCAACAAGUCCAUGCCACUGGACACCUUGUAACACUGUAACUCCUUUAUUACACUUUAUCCACAAACAGUGCUAUGUGUUUGACGCUAAAUAUAAGCAGUGUGGAAACAGUUGUUUUGGACGGAUGGAAAGUAGGUGACUGUCUGUCCAGCAGGGAGGCUUUAUUUGACACUGCGAGUGACGGCUACUGCGUGAACAGCUCGGUCAGGUUGAAAUAAUAAUAAAAAAAUCAUUCAAACAAUCAGUUUUAUUAAAGACACACCUCUUUUUUUUUUAUUAUUUGCUGCCUGGUAUUUAUAAAAUGUACCUGACAUGUAACUACAAAUCACACCUCAACAGCAUGUGUUAAGGGUUGGGAAUAAGGUUUAAUUCCUUAAAUGAAAUUAAGCCUUGUUUUAAUAACGUGCUCUCAAAGCCGGGUUCCAUCAUGGUCUCUCUAAUCCUUCAUCCCUCUACUGUUAUUGCAGUAUUGCUAUAUUUUUAGAGGGAAACAAAGUUCUCGUGCAAAUGUUUUUGUAAUUUUUACAUUUAAAUUUUUUUUUAUUUUAUCAAAUUAUUGAUUUGAGGACAGGUCUUCACUUUAAUCUAUCAGGUUGUGAAUGCCUCUUCUUGGAAACGAUAAAAAGUCAUGCCGUACAAAUUGGUCUAGAUUCACUAUCUUCUGUCCUGUUCUGUAGGAUACUCAGUAUCCAAAGCCAUGUCUCUAGUUACUACAGUAUCUGUCACACCACUAAUAUUGGCAUAUCAACAUUAUUUUAAAAUCUGGUGUAUAUAUUUGACAAUAGAAAGGUUUAAUCAGCAUCAUGUAGAAAGAAAGUAAGUCUUAUUUACAAUGAAUUACUGUUAAGCUAUCUCACUUGCCUGCUGUCAAUUUAUAUAAUCCUACUUUCGUAUCCGCCAUGCCAAUCUGACCCAGCAGAGACGAAGAAUUCUCUGACCAUGUCAUAUGCUGCUUCUCUUUCUCUCUCUCUCUCUCUCUCUCUCUCCACGAACAGACUCACUCUUACUUGGUAUUUGUUGGAAAAGGAAAAUUGUUUAGCACUAGCUGUUCUUUCCCUCCCCCCUCCCUUUUUUAUUUCCAUGACUUUUAGUUUUUAUAGAUUGUAUUUGAUUAAUUGCUUUAUUUAUUUGAUAGCAGAUCUGUGCCAAGGGAAAUACCCUUUUAUUAAAGUAUGAACCUGUUCCUUAUAAAAAUGGCUUUUUGACUCAUUUU